This is a messenger RNA of Photinus pyralis (common eastern firefly), 2704 nucleotides long. Its product is annotated as alpha,alpha-trehalose-phosphate synthase [UDP-forming]-like. Gene Ontology annotation, cellular component: cytosol; alpha,alpha-trehalose-phosphate synthase complex (UDP-forming). Gene Ontology annotation, biological process: trehalose biosynthetic process. The transcript has 8 exons. NCBI's taxonomy places the organism in Eukaryota, Metazoa, Arthropoda, Insecta, Coleoptera, Lampyridae. Gene Ontology annotation, molecular function: catalytic activity. The record is from RefSeq and is a predicted model, not a curated record. Bases 121 to 2559 code for a protein of 812 amino acids.
GCAAGGUAGUCUCUCAUUAUUUGAGUUUAGGGAAUAGUAGUGCAACGCAUGCUUGGUGUAUGGUAUGCUGUUGAGAAUUAAGGCUUGACAACAGUACAGUAAAAAUUAAACUUAUUUUCGAUGGUCUCGAGAAGGCUUCUAACUGGUCCACCUGAGGUUGCUGUUGGUGAUACAGUCACCUCAUCGGGAUGCAUGAUUGUCGUCUCGAAUCGUCUUCCCUUCGUCUUGCAGAGGGAUGAAGAUGGACGGUUGUUUAGAAAGGCGAGUGCGGGCGGUUUGGUGACCGCCGUUGCGCCCGUUGUUAUUAACGGUGAUGGUUAUUGGGUAGGAUGGCCCGGUGUACAUCUGGAGGAUCACAAUGAGCCCAUUCCCGAGUCGGAUCCUAGUGAUAUCACUCCCACCGCUGGAUUAAAGUCUGAUAAGGUGGUGCCAGUUCACAUAGAUUCCAUUACAUUUGAUGAUUACUACAAUGGUUGCUGCAAUGCCACAUUCUGGCCGCUAUUUCACUCAAUGCCAGAUAGGGCAGUCUUUAAUCGCGACAAGUGGAGAGCAUACGCCGAAGUUAACAAGGAAUUCGCAGACCGCACAUUUGAAACGCUCAAGAAUGUCCAUAACUCGGACUCGGACAAUCGAAACGAUGCUCCCUUAGUGUGGAUACACGAUUAUCACUUGAUGAUUGCAGCUAAUUGGUUACGAGAGGCGGCUACAGAGGAAGCCAUACGUUGUAAGAUAGGUUUCUUCCUCCACAUUCCGUUCCCCCCGUGGGAUAUAUUUCGAUUAUUCCCAUGGGCCGAUGAAAUACUACAAGGAAUGUUAGCGUGCGACAUGGUAGGGUUUCACAUUACAGACUACUGCCUCAACUUCGUCGAUUGUUGUCUACGAUGUUUGGGUUGUCGAAUUGAUAAGAAAAAUCUCCUGGUUGAGCACGUCGGCAGGACCGUACGUGUGCGGGCUUUACCCAUUGGAAUACCGUACGAGAGAUUUGUGCAAUUAGCCGAAAAGGCGCCCAAAGUAUUAUCGACCAAUCAGAAAAUUAUUUUGGGAGUAGACCGGUUGGAUUACACAAAGGGAUUGGUGCAUCGUUUUCUGUCGUUUGAGUCACUUUUGGAAAACUUUCCCGAGCACCUUGAAAAAGUUUCGUUUCUUCAAAUUGCGGUACCCUCGCGCACUGAUGUUAAAGAGUAUCAAGAUCUGAAAGAAGAAAUAGAUCAACUCGUCGGGCGAAUUAAUGGAAAGUUCAGUACGCCGAAUUGGGCACCGAUCAGAUACAUUUAUGGCUGCGUAACUCAGGACGAACUCGCCGCCUUUUAUCGAGAGGCGGCCGUCGGGCUAGUGACACCAUUACGAGAUGGAAUGAAUUUGGUUGCCAAAGAAUUUGUGGCCUGUCAACUAAACGUCCCCCCAGGUGUACUGAUCGUGUCACCCUUUGCGGGUGCUGGUGAAACAAUGCACGAGGCAAUCAUCUGCAAUCCGUACGAGAUCGAAGGCGCAUCUGAAUGUCUGCACCGAGCACUCACAAUGCCCGAGGACGAACGAAUACUAAGAAUGAAUUACUUACGAAGACGCGAGAAACUCAACGAUGUUAACUACUGGACAAGAUCGUUUUUACAGGCGAUUGGUUCUUUGGUUACGCAAAAUGAGGAUGAGAGCAUCGACAAUGUAACUAUUCCCGAAGUUACUCUGGACGAUUUCGACGAGUAUCUCGUAAAAUACAUCGGGAAUAAUCACAAACUCGCGCUGCUAUUAGACUACGAUGGUACCUUGGCUCCCAUAGCUCCACAUCCUAAUCUCGCAAUACUACCAACAGAAACUAAAAAUGUACUGCAAAGGUUGUCGAAUAUGCCAGACUGUUACAUAGCGGUCAUUUCUGGAAGAAACGUCAAUAACGUUAAGGACAUGGUUGGAAUUGACGGGAUAACUUACGCAGGUAGUCACGGAUUGGAGAUUUUGCAUCCGGAUGGCAGCAAAUUCGUACACCCCAUGCCUACGGAAAUGCAAGGGAAGGUAUCGGAUCUCCUGCAGCAGUUGCAGGAGCACGUCUGCAGAGACGGCGCCUGGGUUGAAAACAAAGGGGCCAUACUCACAUUCCAUUUCCGCGAAUCUCCCACUUACUUACGGCCCCAGCUCGAGCGACAGGCGAAAAUGUUAAUAGAGGGAGCCGGGUUUAAGGCGGCGAAAGCGCUUUGCGCCUUGGAGGCUCGUCCGCCUGUCGAGUGGAACAAAGGCAGGGCUUCGAUUUACAUCUUGCGUACGGCUUUUGGUGUGGAUUGGAGCGAGCGUAUUAGAAUUAUUUACGCCGGUGAUGACACCACAGACGAAGAUGCUAUGGUGGCUUUGAAAGGUAUGGCAGCGACCUUUAGAGUGAUAAGCUCUCCAAUUACAAAGACGUCGGCGGAACGCCGCUUGUCAUCAACCGAUUCCGUCCUAACGCUUUUAAAAUGGGUUGAAAGGCACUUGAGCAGGCGAAAACCACAGCAAAAUGGUACACGCAAGAAUUCGAAAUCGCUCAAGGAGGGUGUACAGAUGGAGAUGUCUUUUUUACAGUCUCCAUCGGCGUAAACACAAAGCUAUUUGUUAGGCAGGAAACUAUUUUAAGAUUAUGCAAUAAUAUGAUUAUAUUGAUUUUACACUGUUUCAUGUAGUACGUAUUGUUGUUUUACAUUUUAAAUAAUUCUCUAGACUUAAAACCUUUUUUUUACUUUGU